CCGAGAGGUUUGAUAGUAAAGCCUAUCUUGGGAAAAUACAAUUGCAUGGUCAUCAAUCUCAUCCUAGUCCCUUCCUCUAUUAUUCUUGCCGUGAUGGGGAAACGUCUUGAUGGCCUAGAAGAUUGGUUAGAAGAAACUGCAUGAUUUGGCUCACUCUAGCUGGUUCUCUUGCCAGUCGACCCUGGGGUUUCCUGUCCUUCGAACCUUUCUAGACUCUGCCACAUGUGCCAGCUUCUUCUUGUCCAAUGGUGACUGAGUGCCAUUGAAUCGAAAUCCUUCCUUCGGGAUAGUUUGGGAACGAUCAGUCAUCGAUUUUUAUUCCAUUAAGCUUUAUCUAUUUUGGUUUGAUCUUCUAUUCCUUCGUCAUGGCCACUCCCGUUACUUAUCUCGAAGAAGCCGACGUUUGGAGCGCCUUUUCAAGACAGUCUCAACCCAGGCGCGUCGAAUCCACGCAAAGGCUGAAUGCCACAAGACGUCCUCUAGUUGGGCUUCUGUCGCAGACCGUGGUGUCCAGUCCAACGGUUCAAUUUGUUUUACCCGCGCGCCUCAGAAGUAAGGAUCAUAACGAUGUUGUCUUUGUGGGUGAGCGACGCCUACAGGUCAAGGAAGUUGUUCCUGGCUUUCGCUUGGAAGAUGUCGCUGUCAAAUCCGACUUUGAUGCGAAUAUAAUGGCCGCGAAGGCCGUCAAUGUAUGCACCAGAUUAGCCUGGGAGACGCAGAUGAGACUUGGAGGAGGAAACUCCACUGCAACAGCCGAUACCACGAUUCACGAGACAUUAAUACCUCCUCAGAUCAUGAUGCUCACUCUUUCAUCAAGGGAAUUGGUGUUCCUCUACCAUGCAGUCACAGACCACGGUAGCUUUGUUCAGUCCCGUAGACCGUUGCCGUCGCAUAUCAAGUCUUCCGAGAGCUUCGGCCGACAUAUCGCAGUUGAUCCAAGGUCGCGCGCUGUAGCAGUUGCAGCGUUCAGUGAUUACUUCGGGAUCUUCAUGUUAAAACCAUUGCCAGUUCUCCAGUCGCAAAUGGCCAAAAAGCAACUGGACCCAAUAUCAGAGGAGCGUUUCUGUCGUGUUGAUGGGGACAUUUUAUUCAUGGAGUUCCUCUAUCCGAAACAUGAAGAUGGUGACAAAUUGGUCCUUCUUCUUUUAGUCUCCAAAGAGCAGAAUACCUAUGCCGUGUGCUACGAAUGGGACGCGAAUCAGAAGCUAAGGGAAGUGACUCCAAGAUUGACUAGGAGACAGCUGCCUUUGGAAUACAGGUUACCAUCCAUACUGGUCCCAUUAACUAAGGCAUCAUCCUUCCUUGUUGUUUCGACUACCUCGAUGGCUAUAUACGACAUGGUGGGCCACACGAAGCAACCUAGCAGAUAUCCGAUCCCUGUCCAAGAUUAUGAAGCUCAGCGUACGCCCCUGUGGGCUCGGUGGGCAAGGCCGACGCGCGACUGGCUGUAUAAGCAAGCCCAUGACGACAUUUAUUUAUGCAGGGAGGACGGCAGAGUCUUCUACUUGGCGAUCGGGAGCGAAGGAGAGAUUGAGCAUCGAAGUUAUCUGGGGGCUCUUGGCUGUGAUGUCGACUCUGCGUUCGAUAUCAUUGACGUCGGCCAUGAGGGUGGUGACCUUAUUUUGGCAGCUGGAAACAUGGGGGACGGUGGGCUAUUCGUCCAGAAUGCUAGAGACUGCCCCAGAUGUGUCCAGAGGUUCCUAAAUUGGGGUCCGAUUACAGAUGCAGUGGCUGUUACGCCUACAUCUCGAAGUUCCUUGAUCUCAGAUACCGAUGGUGACCGCUUGUUUGCCUGCUCUGCAUCUACCGUUGGACACGGAUCUGUGGUUGAAUUCCGACAUGGAAUCGAGGCCCAAAUUGGUCUGCUUAUCGCACAGGAUGAGUUAUCCAGCACACGAGACAUAUGGGCGAUGACGGAUAGCAUAAAUGGGGUCUAUAUUUUGACCUCUGAUCCUGUAUCGUCUUUACUCAUUUAUCUCCCUCAUGACUUCGGGGAUGAGAUAUGCGCUGUUAGUGAAACAGAGUCAGGACUUGACUUUGCAACACAGACACUAGCGGUAGGCUGUACCCAGUCUGGCAUCAUUAUCCAAGUGACGAAAAAAGCAAUCCAUCUUGGAGCACCUCAUGACCCAUCAUUGAGGUUUUGCUUUGAUUAUAACGCCAAUGAAGACGUCAUCGGUGCCGCGGUCAAUCAACCUGCAUCUCUCAUAACCACGGCAGUCAGAAGUCAUUCCGAGAUAUAUCUCCGUCUGGCAAAGGUUGAUUCAUAUGACGGACAGGUUCGGCUAUCCGAUGUUGGUGAGCUCCUCAAGAUUGACUAUGAGCCCGUCUGUCUCUCCAUUGAGGAUUUUGGUUUCGCCUCGUUUAUUAUUGUCGGCACGAGCGAUGGGAAGGUAGCGAUAUAUCGCAUUGAAGAAAACGCAUUCACUUUUUUGUCGGACUAUGCUGUCGACGUUGGAGAUUCGGAUGAUAUAUCGAGGGCUGUUGAGACAGUUGCGAGAAUUAGUACAGAAACAGAUGACUCCUUGAGAAGGUCAACUCUCUUUUGCGGCCUACGGAGCGGUAUUUUGGUUCCAUUUGAAAUCGAAUUCGAUGCUGAUAAUUUUGCGAUGGAACUGAAGCAGAGGACACCACGACGGCUUGGACAGACCUCAAUCAGGUUGCUCGGAAGAAAAGAAUUCGCUAUGUUGACUUGUGGCCAAGGCUUUUGGCGCGUGUCCCAUACCCCGGACCGUGAGCUCUCUGAGUAUGAUAUUGAAAAAGUCUGGAUAACAGACCAAAACAAUCCCGCCUACAACCAAAAGAGCAUUGACGUCUUUACACUUCUCAACAUGCCACCGGCUUCGAAUCUAGACGGCAUUUGUGGAUCGCUUUUCUGCGUCACAGAAGGACAGCUUUUGAUCUGCGCUCUAGAUCACAAAGCUAAAACGGUUCCAAGGCGAAUCAGCUUGCCAGGCAGCGCGAGCAAGCUCACAUACUCAAGCCAUCUCCAAAGCCUAAUAGUUGCAUAUAGUACCACUGUGCUUGACACGAGUGUGGAUCCUAUUAGGCGUUACACUCGGUCAUAUAUUGACUUCGUGGACCCCGACUUGCAAUGCCCCGGAAUCGGACCACCUAGCCCUUUCACCGAAGAAGGGGAAGAAUCCAGCCUCUGGAGGCCCCACACGGUAGCGGGCGAGAAGAUAACAUGCAUCUUGGACUGGAUGCCGGAAAGAGGUGAUGAGAAGUACCACUGGGUUGUCAUCGGGACUGCGCGGAAACACCAGCGAGAUAAGGGCCGUGUCAUCUUCCUACGUGCAGCCCGCAAUCCGACGAACCAAUCGCGCAUAGAGUGUAUCACUAAACAUGUCCACCAUUUCGAGGGACCUGUCUAUGCAAUUGCGCCGUAUGGUGGAUUCACCCUGAUGGUUGCUACUGGAUAUGACAUUGUUCCAUUGGUGCCGAAAUUCUCAGAAACAAGAUGGGAACAAGCGCGAUUUAGCCUCCUAUCUCCUGCUGUUUCAAUCACUGCGCACGAGCCGUAUUUGUAUUUGUCCACGGCAAGGGAGUCUCUAGUUGUACUUAAAGUCUCAGACAACAAAUUGGCGCUUCAUGCACAUGACCGCGCUAAACGCGAAGGCCUAUCACAUUUUCAUAUGCACGGGGAGCCCAACCUAACCGUCUCAUCCAGCAGAGGCGGGACGGUAAGCAUACUUACAGAGGUCGGAGUCGCAGGAAAUGACAGGCUGAUGCCGGCAGCCCUCGCCGAAGCUCAUCUCCCACUAUCAGCGACGAAACUGCUGCGCGUGUCGGGCACACUAUACGGGACUACCCUAGAUGGCGCAAUAUACCGUUUCGCGAAGCUGGGGGAGAAAGAAUGGCACCUGCUGCGGUUUUUGCAGAUACUGAGCACGAGGGAUCCUGCUAUCUGUCCAUUUGCUUCCAAGCGAAAAAGACGAUUGAACCCUACGGAUAUCGAAAUGCUGGUACCUGGGAAGAAGCCUUCUCACAUGCAUAUCGACGGCGACAUCCUUGGUCGUUUAGUAAUACGCGGUACAGAUCAUCUCCGGCAGAUGCUGGCCGCAGAUAAUAAUGGCUCACAGGAGACAUUCCAGGAGGUGUCUCCUUCAGAGACCGGAAGAAUUCUAGAGCGAUUCUCAGAACUGUCCGAGGCGCUACUUGGGACGUCGACAGACCCUGUUAGAGAUGUGAUGGGCUGGCUGAGGAAUUUACUGCAUAAGGGGCUCUCAGUUUAG
Monascus purpureus is the source of this 4235-nucleotide messenger RNA. The record is from the annotation of a GenBank genome assembly. Lineage: Eukaryota; Fungi; Ascomycota; Eurotiomycetes; Eurotiales; Aspergillaceae.